GUCGCGCCUGGGGCAAUGGACAAGCAUUACUUCAUCAUAAGGAAAAUGAGUCAUUCCUCAAAUGCAGCAGACACCCGUAUUCCAAAAUCAGAUAAUCAACAGCCAAGAAAAGGCCACAAAGCACAUUUUCUAAAUGUUGCAAAGGCAAAACGACUAGAAAUUUCAGCUCGGAAAAUACAGAAAUCUUGGUUCACUUAUAUGGACAAAGUAAUAUUUCAACUCCUAAAACAUACAGUUUGUGCAGCGGAACAUUAUGUGACAUAUGAAAUUCUGAAGAAAGUGAGCCCCUUAGAGGCUGAACUUAUUAAAGAUCCUAGCAUGAAGUGUAAAGUCAGAUUCAGAUUUAGUGGUGAAAGGUUUCCACCUUUUAUCGUUUUUAAAAUUUUUCUGCAUACUGAAGGUCGUGGUUACAAGUAUUUCAGUGGAAAAAAUUUAUUACAGCCAUCAAAUGAGGCAAUGGUUGAUGCUUGCAAGAUAAUGGGGAAAAAGAAAUUUUAUCAACAAAUUAUGGAAGAUGAACAUAUUUUCCAGAAGUUCAAAGUAACUGAUCAUGUAGAUAUUGUGACCAUGCAAGAUUACAUGCAGUAUUCCAGUCUCCUGGAUGAGACCCCUGCGUCAUCUGGUGGCAGGAAUAACCACUGGCGAAGAUUAAACCUCGAAAACAUUCCCAGGACAAUGAUGAUAUAUGACAUAGUUGAUUAUGCAGAGUCUGGAGUAAUCUCAAACCGUUUACAAAAAGAAAUGAAGUAUCUGUUACAGAGACCACGGACAGAAGAGAUGCGUCAGCACCAGCUAAAGAUUGUUUCUCAAGUUAGGUGUCCAUCCUUUGCAAUUAUGCAGCCUUUAUUACAGCCCUACCAGCAGCAAAGUGAAAUGAAACCUCCAGGUCGUCGAUCCAAGCAAGCUUGAAUGAAAGUUGAAAAAAUGAGAAAAGCUUAUAAGAUGGCUAAAAACAUGAAUGCUUCUGAGGUGACCGAACUGCAAAAGAAUGCAGCAAGUGCAAAGAAACAAGAGACAAUCAUCAUCUCUACCCCUUCUUUUGACAUUGUGAAAGUU
Marmota flaviventris (yellow-bellied marmot) is the source of this 1056-nucleotide messenger RNA. It is a transcript of the gene CXHXorf58, whose product is annotated as chromosome X CXorf58 homolog. Lineage: Eukaryota; Metazoa; Chordata; Mammalia; Rodentia; Sciuridae. The record is from RefSeq and is a predicted model, not a curated record.